Drosophila albomicans is the source of this 1371-nucleotide messenger RNA. Its product is annotated as variant-silencing SET domain-containing protein. Gene Ontology annotation, biological process: positive regulation of transcription by RNA polymerase II. The record is from RefSeq and is a predicted model, not a curated record. Gene Ontology annotation, cellular component: nucleus. NCBI's taxonomy places the organism in Eukaryota, Metazoa, Arthropoda, Insecta, Diptera, Drosophilidae. Gene Ontology annotation, molecular function: transcription coactivator activity; DNA-binding transcription factor binding. The coding region runs from base 169 to 1371 and encodes 400 amino acids. The transcript is spliced from 5 exons.
GCUAUUGGAAUAUGAGUGAUACGCGUGAACAGAUUUUGGAGCAAAUUAAAUUACAAGGCGAUCUCGUGCGUCAGCUGAAAGCAUCGAAGGAGUCUAAAGAGAAGCGCUUGCCGGGAGGCAUUGAGCAGUAUAAGGAUCAACGAGCACAACAAGGAGAAGGGCCACAAAAUGCCGGAAACAUUGCCAGCUACGGCAACGGUGACCGCCAGCAGCAUAGAUUGCACGGUUGCGGUGCUUAAGGUGCCAUCGCCGACGAUGCAACUGCCGCAGGCGUGCAAUCUGCAGAGUUUGGGCCUCAUCAUGGAGCCCAACAACAUUAAUAUCGAGCUUAAUCCCGCGGCAACAACCUCAGCUGGCUUUAAGAUGAUGACUAUGGAUAUAACUAAAACUGAACCCGGACUUGUCGGGCUUACAUCCAAUCAACAGCAGCAGCAGCAGCAACAACAACAGCAGCAGCAGCAGCAGCAAUCGGCCGGCAACAUGAACAACAACGGGCAGAACAACAACAAUGGGCAAAACAAUAACAACAAUGGUCUAAGCAAUGGCAAUGUUGUUGUCAACAAUAACAACAACAACAACAAUACCAACAACAACAAUAACAACAACAGCAAUGUGCAGAGCAUCGCUGCGGCGGCGAACAACAACAACAACAACAACAAUGGCAGCCAACUGUGCGCCGGCUGUGGCAAGCACAUCCAAGACCGUUAUUUGUUGCGCGCCCUCGACAUGCUGUGGCACGAGGAUUGCCUCAAAUGCGGCUGCUGUGAUUGUCGCCUCGGCGAAGUCGGCUCCACGCUCUACACCAAGGGCAAUCUAAUGCUCUGCAAACGCGACUACUUGAGAUUAUUUGGCAACACGGGCUACUGUGCCGCAUGCAGCAAAGUCAUUCCAGCCUUCGAGAUGGUGAUGCGAGCCCGCACCAAUGUCUAUCAUCUGGAGUGCUUUGCGUGCCAGCAAUGCAAUCAUAGAUUCUGCGUUGGCGAUCGCUUCUAUCUGUGUGAGAACAAGAUACUCUGCGAAUACGAUUACGAGGAGCGUCUGGUGUUCGCCUCCAUGGCCAAUCAUCCGAUGCUCAAGCGUCACGUCUCCUCCCUGGGCCAAGGCUCGCCCACCGGAGCAGCGGGCGCGCAAGGAGCUGCCGGCGGUCUGCUGGGCGGCGGUCCCGGGGGCGGCGGUGGCGCUGUCAAUGGCGGAGGCGGUGGUGGCAUGGUGAAUGGUCCGCGCACUCCGGGCGAUCACAACAACAACAACGGGCCACAGACACCGACUGGCGGCGGCGGCGGAGGCGGCGUUGGAUCACCGUUUGCAGCUGCCGCAGCGGCUGCAGCUGCCGCCGCGCAUAUGAAGAAUCAACUGGGGGCGUCCAGCUAA